Fusarium oxysporum Fo47 is the source of this 1086-nucleotide messenger RNA. Its product is annotated as thymidylate synthase. The transcript is spliced from 3 exons. The coding region runs from base 1 to 1086 and encodes 361 amino acids. Gene Ontology annotation, cellular component: mitochondrion; cytosol. Lineage: Eukaryota; Fungi; Ascomycota; Sordariomycetes; Hypocreales; Nectriaceae. Gene Ontology annotation, molecular function: thymidylate synthase activity. The record is from RefSeq and is a predicted model, not a curated record. Gene Ontology annotation, biological process: dTMP biosynthetic process.
AUGUAUGACCUCGUACCUGAGAAAGCACCACUCAUGAGCUGGAUAAGGAUUUCAAUACAUCUGGACCCAAUCAUUCCCAAGCAGCAGCCAACAAUACUCACUCUCAGUAUGACCAUGACACAGAAUAUCGUGGAUUCAAAGCCUUCGAACGGCUCAAAGUCGAUCAACCACGAAGAGCAUCAAUAUCUUGAUCUUGUCCGAGAAAUCCUUGAAAACGGCGAGCGUCGACCGGACCGCACCGGCACUGGUACAUACUCCAUCUUCGCUCCUCGGCCCCUGAAAUUCUCACUGAACAAGAACGGAAUUCCCGUUCUUCCUCUCCUUACUACAAAGCGUGUCUUCACCCGAGCAGUCAUUGCCGAGCUCUUGUGGUUCAUCGAAGGCAACACUUCCUCUAACAGCCUCAGUGAAGCUGGCAUCAAGAUCUGGGAUGGCAAUGGAUCUCGCGAAUUUCUUGACAACCUCGGCCUCAAUCAUCGUGAGAUCGGCGAUCUCGGCCCCGUGUAUGGCUUCCAAUGGCGACACUUUGGUGCCGAAUAUAUUGAUGCCAAGACGGAUUACACAGGUCAGGGUGUAGACCAGCUUGCCGAGAUCAUCCACAAACUACGAACUAACCCUUAUGACCGCCGCCUGGUUCUUUCUGCCUGGAACCCUGCCGAUAUGAAGAAGAUGGUUCUGCCACCUUGCCACAUGUUCGCGCAGUUCUACGUCUCCUAUCCUCGGAGCAAGGAUGAUGACUCAGAAACUAAGCCUCAGGGCCAUCUUCAUUGUCAGCUUUAUCAAAGGUCUUGCGAUAUGGGUUUGGGCGUUCCCUUCAACAUUGCCAGCUACGCGCUGUUAACUCACAUGCUUGCCCAUGUUUGUGAACUAGUUCCUGGAAGCCUUACUCAUGUCAUGGGUGACGCUCAUGUGUACCUCGACCACGUUGACGCCCUCAACACUCAAUUAGAGCGUGAGCCACGAAACUUCCCCGAGUUGGAAAUUUCACGAGAAAAGGGCGGAAGUAUUGACGGAUGGAGAGCGGAAGAUUUCACCAUUAAGGGCUACGACCCUCAUAAGACAAUUGCGAUGAAAAUGUCUGUAUGA